This is a messenger RNA of Rattus norvegicus (Norway rat), 1529 nucleotides long. It is a transcript of the gene Gypa, whose product is annotated as glycophorin A. The record is from RefSeq and is a predicted model, not a curated record. Lineage: Eukaryota; Metazoa; Chordata; Mammalia; Rodentia; Muridae. Gene Ontology annotation, cellular component: membrane.
ACAAUGUUGCAUCAUUUAAAUGCUAGCCAAUGAGUAGCCACGGUCUGAGGAAGGUGGGCCUGAGAGAUACCAGCAAGUAGGCAAGGCCAGAGGGUAAGGCUAACAGACACUGCCAAUAUGACGGAUCCGACUCCAGCCACCGUGACCUUGAAUUCUGCUCUUGUAUCCACUUCAAGGCUGGCUUCAACUGUACAUUACCUGAGUUCAGCAGCAGUGCCAACAUCACAUGCACCCCAUCACACGCCCCUUCCUGAAGUGCCUGUUAGAGCCAAAGACCUCACCGACUUGUCAUCUCAUACAGGAAUGUUGGAACACGAAUUUUCCGCGCCAGUGGCGAUACUCAUCAUUUUGGGGGUGAUGGCUGGAAUCAUCGGAAUUAUCCUUCUCAUCUCUUACUCUAUCGGCCAAAUAAUAAAGAAAAGGUCAGUUGACAUACAGCCUCCUGAGGACGAGGACCAGGGUGUGCCUUUGAGUUCUAUUGAGCAGGUUGGUCUUGAUGUCUGUAUUGUCUCUUGCAUGUAGGGAACAGAAAUGGAUUAGUAGACUCAGUCUUUCAGAGUCAUGGGGAAGAAACGUACCUACAUUCCCCAACGCUGCUUUUAUAAGCCUGAAUUUUUUUCUUUUUAAUGUGAGAAUUGCUUGUAGGGUAAAGAGAGUCUCUCCUAGGUACUUCUUAGUUCCCAACCUGCGGAGUGGUGCAUGUAGGAGACCGGACAACAGAGGUUAGGAUACAAUACUCCAGCUGUGCAGCCAGCGGCUUCCAAACUCACACACACACAACCCCUUACUGUGAAACCUUGACAAAGUUGCCCUUCUCUUCCCAGCAUAUAGGAGGCUGUGGAUUGGAGGAAGGAAGAUUGUGGACUGGAGGAUAGCCUGGACUAUGGAGUGGGAGCCUACAAGGUGUACACAUGGCCAUUAGCUCUUGUCAGUGCUUAGACUUCAUUUCUAAGUGACCUCCUUGCAUCCCGCAGCGAGUCUGGGCUCCUGCUCCCACUGCCUAUGCAGGUGCUGAGUUGUUCCACACGUGGACGAUGGCAGGGCCAUCUGUUCAUCCAGAAGGAUGAUGCCUCAGGAUCAUUGUCUGUCUAGAGAGAAUGUAUUACCACCCUUAAAGGUGGGACAUAGGCCAGGUGUGGUGUCACACUUGGGAAGCAAAGGCAGGCGAAUCUCUUCAAUUUAAGGCCAGACGGUUUUACAUACUGAGUUCCAGGACAGCCAGUGUGUGUACAGAGAUCCUAUCACAAAGGGAAAAAAGAGAAGUGAGGGAUUUUUACAAGUUAAAAAGAAAGCACCAGGCCGGGUGAUGGUGGCACAUUACCUUUAAUCCCAGUACUCGGAAUACAGAAGCAGGGAAUCUCUGGGAGAUAUUAAGAGUGAGUUCAAGGACAGCCAGGGCUACACAGAGAAACCCUGUCUGGGAAAAAAAAUAAAGAAAGAAAGAAAAAAGAAAAAAGGAAGGAAGAAGACGAAGGAAGGAAGGAAGUUAGGCAGGGAGGUAGGGAGGAAGGGAGGGGGAGGGGAUUAAA